Nilaparvata lugens (brown planthopper) is the source of this 1413-nucleotide messenger RNA. Its product is annotated as inactive peptidyl-prolyl cis-trans isomerase FKBP6-like. NCBI's taxonomy places the organism in Eukaryota, Metazoa, Arthropoda, Insecta, Hemiptera, Delphacidae. The coding region runs from base 175 to 1413 and encodes 412 amino acids. The transcript is spliced from 8 exons. Gene Ontology annotation, molecular function: protein binding; peptidyl-prolyl cis-trans isomerase activity. The record is from RefSeq and is a predicted model, not a curated record.
GGGGUAAUGUAAAAAGCAUUGGUUAGAUAGGCGAUUGAUUACAAGUUUCCAUUCUGUAUAUUCUGUGACUCUGCUCUCCUUGUGAAAAAGAAACAGGAAAACAAUAUUCAGUUAGAUUGCGUUUAUUACAAUAAUAUAAUAUUAUUGUAGACUUAUAAUAUAUUAAACAUUGAAAUGUCGGAAUCUUCAAAAGAGAAUAUAUCAAUGAACACCAAUAGGCUAACAAAACCAAUUUGUCUAAGAGAGCUAACUGACGGAAGAGAAUUCGAAAUUACUGCCGGCGACUAUUGUGAAGGUGAAGAUGAUUAUAAUCUUAUUAAGGAUGAAUUUCCCAUGGAUGAGAUAGAAAAGUAUGUCAAUUUCGAUACAUUGGAUGUCGAUGUGGAUGAGGAAGGCAAGGUUGUAUGCUUUGCCGAUUUGAGGCAAAAAAUGUCUCCAGUUACAACGGACAAGAGAAUAAUGAAAAGAAUGAUAAAGCAAGGGAUGGGAGAAAUGAUAUCGAACGCUGGUGUGGUGUAUUACCACUACAGUGCCUACGUCAACCUUCAAGAGGAGCCUUUCGAUAACUCUUAUCUCCGUCGGCACCGAAGACCUGAGAGGCUCGUCUUGGGUAAAGGAGAAGUUCUUAUUGGGGUCGAACUAGCACUAAAAACUAUGAAGAAAGGAGAGGUCUCUCAAUUUAUUGUGGAACCUGAGUACGCUUUCGGGAAGCUGGGGUGUCCCCCAAGAGUGCCUCCAGAAUCUACAGUUCUUUUCGAAAUUGAGGUUAUUGAUUAUACGGAGCUAUCCGAUUGCACAGAACCAGAAGCUAUAGACAUCGAAGAAACAACAGAAGAAAAGUACAACCGAUUAUACAAAGCAGCAAAGGAUAACCGUGCUUUAGGAAAUGACUUUUUCAAGAAAUUGAACUAUAGAAUGGCUGCUGUACGGUACAGGAGAUCAAGAGAUAUUUUGUUGGAAGCUAUUUGCAAAAACGAGGAAGAUGAAAAAGUUAAAAAUCAUUUACUCGCGAAAGUACUUUCAAACUUGGUUAUAUCAUAUUCUAUGCUGAAGAAGCCAAAUCUAGUAUGCAUGACAUGUCGGGAUGCGUUCUAUUUCAAUGAAGAAGAAGCAACGAAAAAUCCCAAACUGUAUUACUUUUGGGGCUUAGCUUUGAUGGAAUUUGGUGAUUAUGAAUUGGCAAAAAUUAAACUCAAAAAAGCGUUGAGGCUCCAACCGAAUAGUAUGGAGAUCAAAGAAGCUCUCAAGAAGCUGGAUGAUAAGCAGAAACAGUACAAAGAUACAUCUCGAAUAAUUUUUCAAAAAGCUCUUGGAUUCAGCGGUGAAACAGAGAAGAAGGCAGUUGAUGAAGAGGUGAGUGAGAAUACAUCAUUUAGGGUUUUUAGAUGUGAGAUUUCUGCCAAUGCAUCUUAA